Molecule: messenger RNA, 1183 nt
Organism: Aspergillus costaricaensis CBS 115574
Lineage: Eukaryota; Fungi; Ascomycota; Eurotiomycetes; Eurotiales; Aspergillaceae
Product: RpiB/LacA/LacB family sugar-phosphate isomerase
Exons: 1
Coding region: 408-896 (162 amino acids)
Biological process (GO): carbohydrate metabolic process
Cellular component (GO): intracellular anatomical structure
Molecular function (GO): isomerase activity
Source: RefSeq, a predicted model, not a curated record
CGCUGCUGUCGCGCAUGAAGCACGAGAAAAAAAAGCAUGAGGGAUAAUCAGUGCUGGUUCGUAAUGGCCAUUGGGACAUGCGUGUCGCCAAACCGAAUUGGCGUCUACCACCGAACUUUGGGUCCAGGAGGCACGGCACGGCCUUUUUCUCCCCACUGCAUCGGACCUUUCGAUCGGAAAGUACUUUGGAGAAUGGAGGGGGAACAAUAGGAGGAGAGAGGAAGAAGGAGAGCUGGAGAAAAAGGUAUAAAAAGGUCCUUGUCUUCCAUCUUCAACCCUCUCUUUCAUCACUAUUCCAUCAUCAUUCCUAUCUACUUCAAGCCACAGUCACUUGUUCUGGGACUUCACGCUCCACUCACUACCAAUACUUCCUUGAAUUCAUCUACUUCCUUACCACACUCUUCACCAUGUCUGCCGAUCUGAAGCCCCUCCGCAUCGUCAUGGCCUGCGAUGAGGCCGGCCAGCCCUACAAGGAGACCCUGAAGGCUGCUCUUGAGAAGAACCCUCUGGUUGAGUCCAUCCAAGAUGUGGGCGUCAACUCCACCUCCGACAAGACUGCUUACCCUCACCCGGCUGUCGCUGGUGCCAAACUCAUCAAGGAGGGCAAGGCAGACCGUGGUCUCUUCAUCUGCGGUACUGGUCUCGGUGUCGCUAUCUCCGCCAACAAGGUGCCCGGCAUUCGCGCCGUGACAGCACACGACUCCUUCUCCGUCGAGCGCUCCAUCCUUAGCAACGACGCCCAGGUGCUCUGCUUUGGCCAGCGCGUUAUUGGCAUUGAGCUUGCGAAGAAGCUCGCCAACGAAUGGGUGACCUACCGCUUCGACCCCAAGAGUGCCUCCGCCGCCAAGGUGCAGGCCAUCUCCGACUACGAGAAAGAACUCGCCGGUACUGCUUAAGUUGGAUUGUCUGUCUGUCUGUCAACCCAGUCGAUUCAUCAGUACUAUGAUGUUCCUUGUCCGUGCGGCAUGACAUGAACACCAGCCACACCGAAGUGGCAGCGGCAGCGCCAUAAUCUCCGGCGUGUUACUAUAAACUAUAGCUUCCUUUCACCACUUAUUUUUUGAGCGAAGCGAUCUGGUACGGCUGGAUCCGGGCCUUUCCCUUCUAAUAUCCGACGAGUCAACGAUACCACGAGUGUACGGAAUGAUUUGGCCGGCCAAUCUUUCAUUAGAGCAGUAGGUAG